Messenger RNA from Xenopus laevis (African clawed frog), 5461 nucleotides. It is a transcript of the gene pou3f3.L, whose product is annotated as POU domain, class 3, transcription factor 3-B. The record is from RefSeq and is a predicted model, not a curated record. The transcript has a single exon. Bases 803 to 2140 code for a protein of 445 amino acids. Lineage: Eukaryota; Metazoa; Chordata; Amphibia; Anura; Pipidae.
GGGAGAGCCAGUCAAUGCCGGGAUGCCAAUCACCCAGCGUGGAGCCAAUCAGCGGGGGCCCUGCACUCGUCUUCCUAGUAUUUGGGCUAGUGUAGUGGUUGGUGUGCUCGCUUCGAGCAGGGGAAACAUUCUCCAGUCCCAGCUCAGUGAGGGAGGGACACAGGGAGCUGUCACACAGGGAGAGAGAGAGAGAGAGAGAGAGAGAGAGGGGGAGCCCAACCCAAGCAACUUGCACUGACUUACUGUGGGCAGGAGGCACAUCCCAAGCUUCCACUGCAGCGGGGGGCACUGAGCAAAGAGCUGCAAGAGUAGGAUGUGCCAGAUGCUGCCCAUGCCAGGGACCCUCGCACUGACCACUGACUCUUCCAAAGGGGGGGCACCGCUCCAACAAUAACAACUUUGUGCCAUGCAUCUUCAUCACCGCCGACAGUUUGGGACAGGAGAGCGGCCAAAGUUGUAGAAGGAGAAGCAGCAGCAGCAGAACGUGCCCCGGUCCUGCAAGUGUCAUGUGCUGGGAAAGAGACGAGUGACGGACACAACGAGAGACUGGGAGCGAGUAGCGAUUUGUUACCCUUGGACAAAAGGAGCCACACGGGGUUGUUGUUUAGCCAGUGGCAUCCGCUAACAGGUGAACUGAGCUUGGCUGCGCGGAGGAGGGGGGAGCCUCAUUGGGAGACAUUGGCAAAGGGCUGAUCCUCCAAGGACAAAAGUGCAUCUCAAGGGGGAAGCGUUGACGGGCUGUUGCGGGGGAGGACGAGAGGAAGCCCCAAACCUGUGGAUAGCAGCGUGCAGGGGGGAAGUGAUGGCUACGGCUGCCUCUAACCCCUACCUCCCCAGCAACAGCAUCCUCUCCCCGGGAUCCAUCGUGCACUCAGACUCAGGGGGAGGAAUGCAGCCUGGAAGCGCCGCCGUCACCUCAGUGGCAGGAGGUUACCGGGGGGACCCCACGGUGAAGAUGGUGCAGAGUGACUUCAUGCAGGGGGCAAUGGCUGCCAGCAACGGGGGGCACAUGCUGAGCCACGCACACCAGUGGGUUACUGCCUUACCCCACGCAGCGGCAGCGGCGGCGGCAGCAGCGGCGGCAGCAGCAGAGGCAGGCUCUCACUGGUCCAGCAGCCCGGUGGGCAUGACAGGCAGCCCGCAGCACCCUCAGCAACAACAGGACGUGAAAGGGGGAGCUGGAAGAGACGAACUGCACCCUGGGGCCGCACUGCAUCACCGGCCACCUCACCUAGCACCCCAUCAAGGACAUCCAGGAGGCUGGGGGGCGGCAGCCGCAUCACACAUUCAGUCAAUGGCAGCGGGGACUCCACAGCAGCAGCAGCAACAACAGCAGCAGCAGCAGCAGCAAGCUCUUCUAUACUCCCAACCGGGGGCAUUCACUGUGAACGGUAUGCUGAGCCCACCCCCGGGGAGCCAAAACCUGGUACAUCCAGGACUAGUAAGGGGAGACACGCCAGAACUCGGGGACCACCCUGGGCAUCAUCAUCACCACCAUCACCAGCAUCAACAACACCACCAGCAACAACAGCAGCAGCACCAUGGCGGGGUGAACAGCCACGACCCCCAUUCUGAUGAGGACACCCCGACCUCGGAUGACCUGGAGCAAUUUGCCAAGCAGUUUAAGCAGCGCAGGAUCAAGCUGGGCUUUACUCAGGCAGAUGUGGGCCUGGCCCUGGGCACCCUCUAUGGCAAUGUCUUCUCCCAGACCACCAUCUGUAGGUUCGAGGCGCUCCAGCUCAGCUUUAAGAACAUGUGCAAGCUCAAGCCUCUGCUCAACAAGUGGCUGGAGGAGGCCGACUCUUCCACGGGCAGCCCCACCAGCAUCGACAAAAUCGCAGCGCAGGGCAGGAAGAGAAAGAAGAGGACUUCAAUCGAGGUGAGCGUAAAAGGGGCAUUGGAGAGUCACUUCCUUAAGUGCCCCAAGCCGUCGGCUCAGGAAAUCACCAACCUGGCGGACAGCCUCCAGCUGGAGAAGGAGGUGGUUAGGGUCUGGUUUUGCAACCGCAGGCAGAAGGAGAAGAGAAUGACCCCACCGGGGAUCCAGCAGCAGACGCCAGAUGAUGUCUACUCCCAGGUGGGCAAUGUAGGGGCUGACACGCCGCCUCCUCACCACGGGAUGCAGACUAGUGUGCAAUGACUGGAGUGGGCACCCAGCAGCUGUCUGACCGACCAGGCAAUGGGAGGCAGUAACCAUCACAUUCAGCAGCCAGGCUCGCCCAUACUGCUCUCUUUUUUAUAAAUACAUUUAUAAAUAUAUAAAUAUAUAUAUACAGUGAGACCCAGUUACAUUCAGCAAAACGCUUGGACUCCUACUGCCGUGGCACGUGGGUGGAGAUGCAGAAUUGCACCAAAUAUCUGCAGAGGUUCCUUUUUAAUAUAUAUAUAUAUAUAUAUUAUAUUUUUAAUAUUGUUUUUUAUUUGCCUUAGGACUCCCACCCAGCUCCAGCAAAGAUCAUCCCCUUUGCCACUUUCCCUCUUCUUCUUCUAUAAGAGCCAAUAUUUUGCCCAGCAUUAAGCAUUAUAAGGGAUAUCUAUGUCUGGGGUGUUUUUACUUUAUAAGAAAUAUUUGUCCUUUUUUAUUAAUAUUAUUAUUGUGACCAUCCAGUAAAAGAGCUAAUUAAAGUGAACUGACCUGGAACUUGCAGGAUCCGUGGGGCUGAGUUGUCAAAAUAAGAAACUGUCAGCUGAUCCCCACUGGUGCCUCAGUGCCCAUUUUUCCAGCUAAGCGAGGGAAUAGGCUCAUGGCGACCAAGCGACCAGUUGCAAAUUAUUGGAAUAUAUUUCUCGCGGGGAUUAAACAGGGUACAGAACAUCAAAGUCAGAGAGACAGUCUUGGCACCCGAACUUUAUUCUCCAAUAUCAAACCAGCUUAAAUCAUUUUUAAGAUGUCAAGUACUGUACUUUUUCGUGACUCUUCCAAAUUUUGGGAAAGUAGCACUCUCAUGCCCACAUUUUUAAUCAAAACAUACAAUGACUGCUUAUGAUUGAAAUAUAUUUAAAAUACUUUACUUUAGGAGAUUUAAAUUCUGGACAUCAGCAGCUGCACUUAUCCCCCUCCAACCAAGUCCAUUGCCAACUCUGAAUGGGUGCUGAGGAUGAGAGUCAAUAAUACUGCCAUUUCCGUGCAGUGAUUUUGGUAGGUUUUAAUAAACAGACUUGAAAAAAAAACAAAAAAAACACAAACAACAAAAAGACUGAAACAAGAAAUUUAGAUCUAUCGAGGAUCUUAAAAAAAUGUGCUUUAUAUUUUCAUCAAAUGACUUCUUUUAAUAUUAUAUUCAGAAUACCUAUGGACUUCUGCAAAACGGUAAUUUAUUUUUUUUCCCCCAAAUCUUGUAUUACGUGUUUUUUUUCUGAGACGAGCACAAAUCAAAAAUGGAAAAAAAAUAUGGACAGUAGUAGGUUACAAUGGUCUCUUUUGAUGUGAUCAUUUGAUUGUAAUUUAAUUUUAGUAGUGGUUCCGUAUGAGCUGAUUGAGAAAAUAAAUUUGUUAGAAUGAUAAAAUCCGUGUCUGAUGCAUAAAACACUCAUGUUGGCCAUAAUAUUUACUAGGCAAAGAUCAGAAUUUGCAAGGAAAUGUUUGUUCAGUAGCUUUAAAUAAUGUAAAUGUCUGUUUCUUCAUUCUGCAAGUGGUUGAUCCCCCAAUCCUAACCAUAUCAAGUUUAUCCUAAUGAAUCCACUCUUUGCUGUCUCUUUUACCAGUGACGAAGUUAUCGAAAAAUGUGUAUCUCACUAAUCGAUAGUCUGGGGGGGGGGCAAUAGCAUCUCUAGAAUCCAUGAACAUGGAAUAGUAUUUGACCCCCUGGCCUUUUUGCAAUUCCAGCAGAAACAAAAUAUAUUUUACUGUAAUUAUUUUUUUUGUAUUAUUUUUCUUUGCAAACCAUGUCCAGAGAAUAUACCGCAUCCAAUAUAAUUUAGUCGUAUUUCGUAUGUUGGGGGUUUAUGUGGGUAAGAUUGAUUCAAAUGUGCAAAUAACCCAUAUUAAUAUUAAGCAAUGCUAAGUUAAUCAUUUGUGCCCAUAUAGUCCAAGUAGGAGAUGCCAUAAUGGGUUUAGCUGGAAACAAUUUUUUUUUUUUUUUUUUUUUUAAUUAAAUAUCCAAUCUGACUGUAUGUUUAUUAUCAUACAUCAAAAUUCAGUCCCAGGGUUUGUAAAAAAAUGGCAUUACGGGCUUUUCCAUCUCCUUCCUCUACAUCCAGCUGUGGAGAGCGUUCUGCUGGGUUCUGCUAAAGACUUGCAUCUGUUGUAUGUAAACUCGACCCGCUACAUCGUUUGCAUGUGAAUUGUUCAGCACACCAAACCUCCACUGCAUUUCUAAAUUAAUACAAAAAAAAAAAUAUAUAUAUAUAUAUUAUAUAUAUAUAUAUAUAUAUAUAUAUAUAUAUAUAUAUAUAUAUAUAUAUAUAUAUAUAUAAACACACACACACCUUGGGUUGUAGCAAGCAGACCAGCAGCUUCAUGAGGCCUCCUGUCAUUGGUAUGAAUCACGCUCAUGCAGAUCUCAUUGUUCAGACCAGCUUUAUUUUAUCUCUCAGGGUGACAGACAAAUCCCACCUACAGCCCCAUUUGUCUGUACUGGAGAAGUGGUUAGAGAGAGAAUGAUAACAAUCCAGGGGUGGAUGCUUUCCUAUCUGUCAGUCUGUGUGUGUUGUGGUUCCUUGUGCUAGUGUUUAAGGUGCCUUAAGGUGUGUUGGGUUGUGCUCACUGUUCCCAAGAAGACCCAGUCAGUGCCAGGUAUCUCAUAUACAUGGGGUAAAGAGGCUGCUAACCCACUGGUGCCAAGGUACUGUGAGAGUCCUGCUGUUGGUAUCAGAUUGUGCUAGGGUGGGUGGUGUGUGUCUUGGGGAUUUUGGUGGCUGCAUUUGAUAUUUGUAUUGUGUAUUUUGUGCUAGUGGUAUUUGCAAUAAGGUCACAUGGUGCCGUUGCAGUAGUGGUUGUACUGGGGAUCAUGAAGCUGGGGAUAUUGGUACAUGGCACUUCCUUUAGCUGUUUUAGACAAUGGUCUCCUUAUUCAGCCCUACUGCUCCCUUUCUUCUGUCUGUCCCACAAUGGGAGUCAGGUGCCUGGCAAUGCAGAGUCCAAGGCCACAGAUCCCAUUGGUUGCUGUGUUGGUGUGUGUUUCUUUUAGAACCCUGCUGUUUUUGUUGUGAUGGUUUAGUGAGCACAUUUCAGUGCUGAGCUGAGAAGCCUUAACCCCUGUCUCCACAUCCCCCACCUAAAUAUGCUUUGUAAUAAAGGCAGCUGUAGGGUCCCCACUCCCAGAGGAUAACUCUAAACACAUCUACCAACACGUGUAACUGGAUUUAUUAUUGCCUUUAUUUAAUGUUAUUUUGUUUUUGUUCUGUUCCCUUAAAUUAUAUAUAUUUGUAACCUAUUUAUCUUGUUCAAAACGUUCUGGUUGUAUUUAUCCGUUUAUUUUCAUAAUAAAAUAGCCUUGUCGAGCUAAUAUAAACGAACCAA